AUGGCGGGAGACUCUGAUUCUCAGAUCAAGGGCGAUGCCUCGUUCACGGAAGAAAUAGAGAAUGUGACAAUUCCAUCCUAUUCUUCCAAAGAAGAGAAAGAUCUUGUUCGGAAGGUCGACUUGACAUUGCUUCCAACAAUUUGGAUCAUGUACCUACUCUCUUACAUGGAUCGAACCAAUAUCGGCAACGCAAAAAUAUCAGGAAUGCAAACGGAUCUGGACCUGACAUCGGGUCAAUAUUCAAUUGCCCUUGUUGUCUUCUUCAUCGGAUAUGUCAUCUUCGAAGUACCUAGCAAUUUAAUCCUAAGCCACUCGCGCCCUUCGUUGUUCCUAUCGGGCAUCAUGGUGGUUUGGGGGACAUUGACCUGCUUGAUGAGCGUGAUAAAAGACUUCAAGCAUCUGGUUGUUUUACGCACCUUGAUAGGCUGUGUCGAAGCAGGAUUCGCACCCGGUGUCCUCCUUGUUCUCUCGUCUUGGUAUAAACGAACUGAACAGUCGAAGAGGUUUGGCGUUUAUAUAUCUGCCGCAAUCUUGUCGGGAGCCUUCGGGGCUCUUUUAGCAGCAGGUAUUAUUCAAGGUCUGGAAGGAGCGCAUGGAAUUAGAGGAUGGCGGUGGCUGUUCAUCGUCGAGGGGUCUGCAACUGUGGGAGUCGCAAUAAUAUGUGCAUUCAUCCUGCCAGACUUUCCAGCCACCUCGAGACGACUAUCGGAGAGAGAGCGUUAUAUAGCUGUUUCACGGCUUACAACAGACGAUGUCACUGCCAUGACCGAAGACAGCGUCCAGUUGUCUCACUGGCACGCCGUUAUAAAGUCGGCCAGAGAUUGGCGAACAUGGGGAUUUGUGGUCGGGUAUAUGGUGAUUGUCGGCUCCAGCACACUGUCAUACUUUUAUCCCACACUUGUGGCAGGUCUUUUCGGCGACUCAUCCACUGAAAGGGUAAAUUUCCUAACGGUACCCAUUUACGCAGUCGCUUUUGUCUGCACCGCAAUCACAGCUUACUUCAGCGAUAAAGCUCCCCAGUGGAGGGGUCUUGUCAUCGCUUGCUGGCUGGCUGCAUCACUAGCUUGUUCUGUUGCAGUCUGCCUCGUAUAUAAUUACACUGCGCGAUAUGUCCUUCUGGUUCUUAUGGCCGCCGGGUUGUGGGCAACGAAUGGAGGCACGCUUGCCUAUGCAUCAUCCGCCUUUGCAAACAUGCAUCCACAGGUAAGAGGUGUCAGCCUUGCGCUGGUAAAUGCUCUAGGCAAUCUGGCUCAAAUAUACGGAUCGUAUCUGUUUCCUUCGUCGGACAGUCCGAAGUAUAUCAUGGGAUUCUCGGUUAUCUCCGCCAUGCUUGCCCUUGGAGUGGUCGUCUUUAUUGCGAUACAUAUCUGGUUUCGUCGUACUGACGCCAUGGGGCGCGUGUGAUGGUACGGAAUAUCAGCCGGUGACAGCACAUUUAUUGAAGUCCAGGCAUCUGGCACCAAUUUUAUGAGGUGCACCAUAGACCCACCGAGGGGAGGACGCCACUGUAUAUAGGCUUGCAACUUCAAUUGA
Molecule: messenger RNA, 1533 nt
Organism: Aspergillus sclerotioniger CBS 115572
Lineage: Eukaryota; Fungi; Ascomycota; Eurotiomycetes; Eurotiales; Aspergillaceae
Product: vitamin H transporter
Exons: 6
Coding region: 1-1404 (467 amino acids)
Biological process (GO): transmembrane transport
Cellular component (GO): membrane
Molecular function (GO): transmembrane transporter activity
Source: RefSeq, a predicted model, not a curated record